UUACUCCUAAAAAGAUGCAUAAAAAGGCGCAGUGAAGUGUUCAUGGUGCGUUUGGGGCGCCCCUGCGGAGGCUGCAGCAGCCCGGUGUUGGUUUGCUGCUAAUUGGACUGUGAGACCAAUAACAGGGGCGCGCGCACAGCCUGCAGCCAGAACGCACAGGGAGGGGAAGAUGCUCUCUCCCUCUCUUCCUCCCUCCCCUCACCGGCUCUCCCUUAAUCCCAUUUGCCAUUGUACAUGCCCAAUCACCUAUACUUUCCGCAUUUAACUUGGAUGACAUUUUUAUUUCAUCAUUAGCAUCAGACGCCAGACUGACUGACACGGUGGACACAGUUUGACGGAAACCCCCCGGAUGGGACAUGUCCAUGUUUGUUCAUGUCUUUUUUUAACCUCUCGCGCGCUUUGUUUAUUAUCUUUAAUAGUUUUUUCAUUCCACCUCCGUGCGUAAAAGGACUUGCGCGCUAUCGCACUCCACGGGAGGAAUUCAGUUUCUGAACUGGAUCUCCUCGGAGCUCGGAUAUUUUCCGCCUGCAGGUGAGCUCUUUUAUUUUUUUGUCUAUUGUCCCCUCCUUUUUUCCCGCACCAAACUCCUGCUUCCGUGGUUCUCGGCGCUCAGACCACAAUCACAGCGAUGCCAGAGACAACGCAAGAGACGUGCGCCCCGGCCAAGGAUUCUCCCUUCUUCAUUAAGAACCUACUGAACUGUGACAGCAAACCAUCCAAACCCAAGCCGGUGCUGGCCGCCACGAAGGCGGCCCUGGAGGGAGGAUUUUCCCUUUCCCAAGUCGGGGAGUUCAACUUUCCUCGCUUUGAGCUGCCCGCGCAAAGGUUCAGUCUGCCCGCUCACUACCUGGAGCGCACAUCGGCGUGGUGGUACCCCUACACGCUCAGCUCGGGGGCGCAUCUUCACAGAACUGAAGUCACCGAGAGGCCAGGAGCCAGGGACUCCUCUCCAACCUCGGGCACAGACAGAGACUCUCCAGAUCUGGUGCUCAAAUCCGAGCCAGACGCAAAAGAAGACGAGGAUGAGGACGAGCACAACAACAACAAGAGCAGCGACGAGAUCAUCCUGGAGGAGAGCGACGCCGAGGAGGCCAAAAAAGAGGAGCUGGAGGAGUGGAAGAAGAGGGACGAGGACAAGAAGCCGUGCCGCAAGAAGAAGACGCGCACGGUUUUCUCCCGGAGCCAGGUCUUCCAGCUGGAGUCCACGUUCGACAUGAAGCGGUACCUGAGCAGCUCCGAGCGCGCGGGCCUGGCCGCGUCUCUCCACCUCACAGAGACUCAGGUGAAGAUCUGGUUUCAGAACAGAAGGAACAAGUGGAAGCGGCAGCUGGCCGCCGAACUGGAGGCCGCCAACCUGAGCCACGCCGCGGCGCAGAGGAUAGUCCGCGUCCCCAUCCUUUACCACGAGAACUCGGCCUCGGAGGGCGGGGGCGCCGCUGCCAACGUGCCCGUGAGCCAGCCGCUGCUCACUUUCCCUCACCCCAGUGUGUAUUACUCCCACCCCAUCGUCACGUCUGUGCCGUUGCUUAGACCGGUUUGAAAGGGUUUUAUUGGUGUCCUAACUAAAAUAAAAAAUAAAUAAAUAGAAAAGUGAGACAAUAUUUUUUAUAAAACUGGAAAAGACUGUCCCUGUUGGGCACAUACUAUUUUAAAAACAACUUUCCCCCCACAAGAUGUUAUUAUUUUAUUAUAAUUAUUAUUAUUAAUAUUAUUUUCUCAGGAUUUAACUGCUUUUAUUUGUGUUUUUCGUCAUGAUUGUUGCCAGACUGAGUCCAGUGAUGUACAGACACUACCUGGUUUGCAAGAAGAAAAAAAGAAGUUGUCAACAAGUAGCCUGCUUCAAACGAUUCACUUUAUUUUCCUUUGCGUUUCCAAAAGUGAGGACAGGAUGAUGCGCAAUCGGUGCGCUUUGAAUGGAUGAAGCUCUGAACGGGAAAAGCCUGUUUUGUCAUCUGUCAGAAAACUGUUUUUAAAUUCUUUUUUUUUCUUUUGAAAGAGCUUGAGGGACAAUCAAGCUAUGAAAAAAGCUUCUUUCUGUCACUCUCUAGACACGGAAACGUAUUUCAAGCACAAAUCAUCGAAGUUUUUGUGUAUUUGAGCAGUAGGGUUUCAAAAAGUCGACCACACUGGAAUAAAAAAAAUGUAAAUGUAUAUAUUUAACGAGAGGCGGGGAAGCGGCUUCUCCUUUGUACAGGAACUACGUUUUUUGAUAUUGUAUUGAUGAACCAUGUUGUGAAAUAAAUGGAAGAUAUUCCUUAUUUUUUAUGCAUAUUACUAUGCUCUUUUACGCACAAAAAGGCAGGUUUAUGUACAUUUGUUUUCACUCCUUUACAUCAAAAAUUGUUUGUUUAAUUAGGUUCAAAAUUAGAGUAAUCUCACUAUUUGACAUAUUAUACAUUUAAAAGGAAAUUAUACCCAAAAUACAUCAGCUGACUUCAUUUUUCUUAUAAUACUUUAUCGGAUUUUUAAAAAAAUCUGAAUAUAAUCAUUUUUUUCUGAUUAAUCAUUAGUAACCAUUUAUUAUAAAUAUUUUUUAUAUUAUUUAUAAUAAAAAGUAAGUUAUUUUUUUAAUACAAGCGAUGUCAAAACCUAUGUUACGACUUUGAUUUGAUGCGUCCUUCGCGCGUAAUUUCUUAUAACGCAUCAUUUAAGCUCCAAAAAAAAAGUUUUCGACUCUUAGCCAUCAAUAACGCUUUUGUGAUCUAUUUCAACCGAAAAGCUGAAAUGAUUUGACACACUGACACUUUGUUACACGAGAUCCCACAGGUGUCAGUGGACACCUGAGGUAAUAACUCAAUAAGGACAUGACCUGCUGUAAAAAAAAA
This is a messenger RNA of Oryzias melastigma (Indian medaka), 2825 nucleotides long. It is a transcript of the gene hmx3a, whose product is annotated as H6 family homeobox 3a. Gene Ontology annotation, biological process: regulation of transcription by RNA polymerase II. Gene Ontology annotation, molecular function: DNA-binding transcription factor activity, RNA polymerase II-specific; RNA polymerase II transcription regulatory region sequence-specific DNA binding. Bases 629 to 1540 code for a protein of 303 amino acids. Lineage: Eukaryota; Metazoa; Chordata; Actinopteri; Beloniformes; Adrianichthyidae. The record is from RefSeq and is a predicted model, not a curated record. The transcript is spliced from 2 exons. Gene Ontology annotation, cellular component: nucleus.